Messenger RNA from Aricia agestis (brown argus), 1926 nucleotides. RefSeq lists its product as uncharacterized. NCBI's taxonomy places the organism in Eukaryota, Metazoa, Arthropoda, Insecta, Lepidoptera, Lycaenidae. The record is from RefSeq and is a predicted model, not a curated record. The transcript has 9 exons. Bases 223 to 1089 code for a protein of 288 amino acids. Gene Ontology annotation, biological process: regulation of cell differentiation. Gene Ontology annotation, cellular component: membrane.
GGGACGGUCGUUCGGAGAACCCGUCUGCCGUUAUCCACACAUGUGAUAAACUUUUUAACAUAAAUAGUGCCGAUUCAACUGUAAUCCGUCGACGUAGUAUCAUGUUUAUAAACUAAUUUUUAUACGGAACACUGUAAUGUCAAUUUAAAAUGGAUGCUAGUGUUUGUAAUAUGAGAAACUAAGCUAACGCAGGCCCCCAGCGAGCUCCAAUUACUCUACAUAAUGUUCUCCUUUUGCUGGCGCUACAAAGAUGAACACGAACAUACGGGCACACAGGUCAAGGGUGGAUACAUGCUGCGGUACAAACGGAAAUGCUUAUGGAGUUCCUGGUCUGAGGAGUGGGUGGUGCUUUACGACGACUCAACGAUGGCGUGGUUUAAGGACGCAUCCGGUAAGUGUAUGGCGACGCAGAAGCACCUGGUGAAGGAGUGUCCGGAGAUGCUGGCGAUCUCGACGUGGACGGUGCAGGUGCCGUGGCGGCCGCGACUGCCGCGCGGGGCGCGCGUCUCGCAGCUCAUGGCGCUGGGCUCCCGCCAGAAACCCUCUGACGUCAUCUGGAUGCUGGCGAAGUCCGAUGAGGAAAUGAGGGAGUGGAUGUCGGCUAUAUCUAAAACGCUUCCGCCGCCCCCCCACAUCGAGCUGGUGAUCAAGAGGCCGUACCUCAGAACUGCCUUCCAGCGACCGCUUGUUAAAGUACGACCGCCAUCGUCGCCCAAGUCGUACGGUCGGAGCCGCAACACGGUGGCGGCGCUGGAGGGGCGCGGGCUGGUGGCCGUCAUCAAGCGGCAGGUGCCCCUCGCGGGGAAACUCGUGCACGAGCUGGCCUGGGGACAGGGCUGGGGCUGGGUCACUCUACCCAAUGGCGUGUGGAGCGGACGCCUCGUCUGGUCGCACGAGGGCGGCGACUUCACGCUGCACGCGAUGCCCAUCAUCCACCACACCAACGUGUACCAGGCGUGCUACAUGCUGGACGGUGUCACGCCGUACGAGCUGUCCGCGUACGAGCUCGGCCCCACGGAGUACGACGACAGUGCGACUACCACAGACGACUGGGACGUCGGCGUCGACUGCGGGGACUUCAUGAUGUAAAGACGGUUAGGGCCUGUGGUUAGUCCGGUUUUAGUAACCUAUCUGAUGACUAAUGACUUGUUUAGAUUGUCUGGUGUAAAACUGUCCGAGAAAAGGGCAGGGCAUACAAACGAAAAGAACAGAACAAAGGUUUGUGUACGAAUAAAAUGUUAAUUUCUCAGAUAGGUUAUUAAAACUGUUUGUAAUGACUAAUGAGUGAUAAUAUUAUUUUCAUUUCGGAACAAAUUGUUUAUUAAACACGUUCGGAGUUAUUCAAUAUCUACGUGGUGAAGGUGUUUGAAUUAUAAUAAUUAGAAAGAAGAUAAUAUAAUAUUUCUAAUAAAGUGGUGCCAGAGGUCAGAACGAAGAGUCCUACAGGCAUAGAAAAAAUCAUUUCGCCACUGAUAAAGAAGAGAGAUAAUUUAUGUGAAUUGUUACAAUUUGUUUGUCCGUGUAAAUGUAAAAGUUGCUCAAAGGUUUGCUCUUGUGCUGGUCACGAUGAACGCAAGUGAGGUUAAUGUGCCAAAUUGAAUAUGAUAUGAGCGUCUUAUGAAUUUUAUAUUUAAAUAUGUAAGAACGAGGACUCUGGUUCUUAAAGUUUUCGGUUUAUUCGAUAGGUGCAUGCUCUAUAGUCGUAACUGUGUAAACUGUGUUCUAGAAAAUUGUGAGUAGACAAAAAUAGAAUCUCGUAUACUAUACGGCCUAUAACGUUCAAUAAAUUAGACCUAGAACUCCUAAGCACAUAGCCAACCAUCCGAACUCAUUCCUGAAUCCUUGCGUUCUGAUAUUGUUCGAUAUAAACGUAGCGACGCGUAUAUAUAUUGAAAUUUUAAAUAUAUAUAAAGUGUAUUAAAUUUA